UCCAGCGCGGUGGAAAAAGUUUCGUUUGGAGAUGAAGCGGACCGCGAGUCGGUGAUGUUUGCGCGAUUAAACGCGAUAUUCGAUAGGAAAAACACCUCAAACUGACUCGGACUCGACAAGUUUUCGCUCUUUUCUAUACUCGUGUGGAAUUAAACACUAAGGGUCGAGUUUGUGUGGAGUUUUGUUCGGGGUGAAGAUGUCGCAGCCCGCUCGCGCUGUGAGCCUUGCGCUGUUUUCUAUUCUCUGUUGUUGCGGAUUUAAAGUCAUUCAUGGACACUCGGAACCGGACUCGUGUCCGUCUAUAUGCUCGUGUACGGGAACUUUGGCGGACUGUAGUCGUUUAAAACACGGCAGGAGUGUGGAGCGACUCCCCGCGUGGAUCACGCGUCUGGACCUGAGCCACAACAAGUUACGUGUGUUUCCUGAAGCCCUUUUCACCAGUCUGACGCACCUCAGUGAAAUAAAACUGAACAAUAAUGAGUUUGAGUCGAUACCAGAUUUGGGUUCAAACGCAGGAAACCUGAGCAGUCUGAUUCUAGCAAACAACAAAAUCUCAAGGAUAUCAUCUGAACAUCUCAGUUCACUGACUGCCCUGGAAACACUGGACCUUAACAACAAUAAUAUAAUAGAAGUGCGACCCGGGUCUUUUCCUCCACUUCCUCUCAAAAACCUGUUCCUGAACUAUAACCGAAUAUCUGUUCUGGAGCACGGGUGUUUCAGUAAUCUGUCCACAUCACUGCUGGUGUUACAACUCAACAAAAACCGUCUGAACUCCAUACCGGCCAAAAUCUUUCAGCUUCCCCACCUGCAGCACCUUGAGCUGAGCAGGAACCGUGUACGACGCAUCGAGGGUUUGACGUUUCAGGGGCUUCACAACCUGAGCUCGCUGAAGAUCCAGAAGAACGGCAUCACUCGACUCAUGGACGGAGCUUUCUGGGGUCUCAGUAACAUGACAGUGCUGCAUCUGGAGUUUAAUAAUUUGACAGAGGUCAAUAAGAGAUGGCUUUAUGGUCUCCUUGCACUACAGCAGCUCCAUCUCUCACACAACACCAUCAGUCGUAUUAAACCCGACUCAUGGGAGUCCUGCCAGAAACUCGCCCAGCUGGAUCUGAGCUGGAAUGAGUUGAGCCGUCUGGAUGAGGGCAGUUUUAUGGGUCUCAGUGUUCUGGAACAGCUAAGCGCUGGAAACAAUCAUAUCAGCUUCAUCGCAGACGGGGCGUUCAGAGGUCUGACCAGCCUACAAACACUAGACCUGAAGAGUAAUGAGAUCUCGUGGACUAUUGAGGACAUGAAUGGACCGUUCUCUGCUCUGGACAAGUUGAGAAAACUGUUCCUCCAAGGGAAUCAGAUCCGAUCUGUCACCAGGAAAUCCUUCACAGGACUGAACCUGCUGGAGCUACUGGAUUUGAGCAACAAUGCCAUCAUGUCACUACAAGCUAACGCUUUCUCUCAGAUGAGUCGGCUCUCAGAACUGCACCUGAACACAUCCAGCCUGUUGUGUGACUGCCAGCUAAAGUGGUUUUCUCUGUGGGUGGCCGAACAUUCGUUUCUUCCGCUGGUGAACGCCAGCUGUGCCCAUCCGCUUACACUGAAGGGCAAAAGCGUCUUCACUGUCGGUCAGGAUGAGUUUGUUUGCGAUGAUUUGCCCAAACCUCAGAUAAUCAUCCAGCCGGAGACGCAGUCGGCCAUCAAAGGCACCAACGUGACGUUCGUUUGCUCGGCCGCCAGCUCCAGCGACUCGCCCAUGACUUUUGCAUGGAAGAAGGACAACGAGAUUGUGAAUGACGCAGAGAUCCAUAACCAGGCUCAUGUUAGACCUCAGACUGGAGAGCUGAGCGAGGUGACUGAAUACACCACCAUGCUGCAGCUCAGAGCCGUCGAGUUCUCUAGCGAGGGCAAAUACCAGUGCGUCAUCUCCAACCAAUUUGGAUCAUCAUACUCGACCAAAGCCAAACUGACCGUCAACAUGCUGCCAUACUUUACGAAAAUGCCGAUGGAUUUGACGAUUCGUGCUGGGGCCAUGGCCCGCCUGGAGUGUGCUGCUAGUGGACAUCCAUCACCUCAGAUUGCCUGGCAGAAAGAUGGAGGAACCGAUUUCCCAGCCGCCCGUGAGCGACGUAUGCACGUCAUGCCGAAAGACGACGUGUUCUUCAUCGUGGAUGUAAAGACAGAAGACAUCGGCGUGUACAGUUGUACGGCACAGAACGCAGCUGGGGCCAUUUCUGCUAAUGCUACGCUAACUGUUCUGGAAACACCAUCAUUCCUGAGACCUCUGAUGGAUCGUACCGUGGUAAAGGGUGAGACGGCAGUGCUGCAGUGUAUCGCAGGUGGGAGUCCUCCUCCACGACUUAACUGGACCAAAGACGACAGCCCUCUUCUCGUCACAGAGCGACACUUCUUUGCUGCCGGAAACCAGCUGCUUAUCCUCGUAGACGCGGCAGAGGCCGACGCAGGAACCUACACGUGCGAGAUGUCCAACGCGCUGGGCACCGAGCGAGGAAACGUACGACUGGCCGUCCUCCCCAACCCGAACUGUGAGUCGGGCGCAGCUGGCGGGGGAGCGCUGGGCUCCAGAUCGCCCGGAGGGAUGGAGGACGACGGCUGGACCACAGUGGGAAUCGUGAUCAUCGCUGUGGUCUGCUGCGUGGUGGGCACAUCUCUGGUGUGGGUGGUGAUCAUAUAUCACACACGUAGACGAAACGAGGACUGCAGCGUCACCAACACGGAUGAGACGAAUCUGCCCGCAGACAUCCCCAGCUAUCUGUCUUCACAAGGGACAUUAGCAGAGCGUCAGGACAGUUAUGUCCCAUCAGACAACAGUAGCGCUCAUCAAUACAUCAGCACUUCAGUCGGAGGAUUUUACAUUCCACCCAAAGAUUUAAACAGUCUCUGUCAGUUGGACACAGGAAGUGAAGGCGAUAUGGAGGCAGCGAUUGACCCACUGCUGUGUCAGUAUCAGGGGCUGCGACGAGGAAACCAAUAUAGCCCAGACAUGCCUGAGUCUUACAACGAUCAGUCGCUGGUCUCUAGAGACUCGUACAGCAGCUAUAGGAUGAGAGAUUUCUAUACCUGCGGCUCCUCGCUUCCCAGCGAACCCUUCGAUCAUGUGAUGCAGCUCUCGGCCGCUGGGCAGAUGGAUCGCUCAUGUGUGGAGGACUGCGAGCAUGGGUUUGAUCUGACCAGAAGCUGCUCUGGAUCUUACAUGGGCACAUUUGGUAAAGCCCCAUGGAGACCCCAGCAGGAGCUCUGCUCUUAUAACAGAGUUGAUCUUCAUGAGAAUCCAUACACAGCCUCUGAUCCUGAGGAGGAACACACGGGUCACACGCUUACCCACAAUACUACAACAGACCCACACGCUAGUUUGUACGAACAGCCCUUUGAUGACAGGACUAUAGAGAGUUUUCCCACUCAUCAGGCGAGCUCUUAGCGGCGCAUGGGCCACAUUCACGUGACUUUGCAGAACCAAAGCCAGAAACCUUCUACCUCUAAGUGUGAAUGUAAACGCAGGAAAAACACAGAGACUGAUCGAGAGAAAUGCUACAUUUGUACAAAGAAAUAGAAAAUAUACAUUUUAUACAAGACAAUUAUAUUUUGUAAAUUAUUCAUGUAAAUAUGAUCCAUUUAUUUUUCCUACUUUCUUCCUUAAAUGUAAACGUGUUGUGUGCAGACUGUGGUGGUAUGCGAAUGCUUAAAAUGAUUUCGAUUUUCACAACAUUAUCAGUUUGGAAUAUUAACUGAAGGCUAGUUAACUUGGUUAACUAAAGACUGGUUAAGUUCAUUCCAGGCUAACUGAUGGGUCUCUGUCCUGUUACUGUGUUUCCUUGGAUUUGUUUUGUGCUUUGAAUAAAGCCACUGUUUGCACAGACUAUUAAACACAUUGUGAUGUGCUGUU
Messenger RNA from Paramisgurnus dabryanus, 3892 nucleotides. NCBI's taxonomy places the organism in Eukaryota, Metazoa, Chordata, Actinopteri, Cypriniformes, Cobitidae. The record is from RefSeq and is a predicted model, not a curated record.